Molecule: messenger RNA, 1178 nt
Organism: Octodon degus (degu)
Lineage: Eukaryota; Metazoa; Chordata; Mammalia; Rodentia; Octodontidae
Gene: Ccdc24
Product: coiled-coil domain containing 24
Exons: 9
Coding region: 7-1155 (382 amino acids)
Source: RefSeq, a predicted model, not a curated record
CGGGCUAUGUCCUGGAGCGGCGGCCCCCGAGCGUCUGCAGGGCGGGAGAGAAACGGGUGGGGAGAGAAGGCGCCGGAGGCCGAUCCGAGCCUCAGCCGGGGAUGGCGGCGCGCUGGGCCGGAGCCCCGGGACGCCCCGUCGCUGUGGGAGUUGGUGGAGGCACAAGUUCCGCCCCUAGAACGGCCUGAAGUGAAAAGGAUUCUGGGGGAGGCGGUGGUGGACCUGAGCCUGGAGCUGCGGGCGGAGGUGGGAACGGGGAGGGCAGCCCAGGCCUGCCCCACGACCCGCGGGAGCCCCCAGGUGGCGAUGCUACAGGCACUGCUCCGAGAGGCCCGGUCCGCCCCAGUCCCCAGCUCCCACACUCUCUCUGCUCCCUCCUCCUUCCUGGCACCACCACCCCACUUGAGAGACCUUGUGCGCCAGGAGCUCCGACAGCUACUCCAAGGUCUCCGCCAAAAGGCUAUCCGCGAGGGAAGGGACCAGGCCCAGGCAUGGGCCCGGUACAGCCCCCGGGUCCUUCAUUUUGCUUUGGAGGAGUCCAGGCAGGACUUGCCUGAGCAGACGAUCCAGCGGAGAGCUAGUGAACCCAGGCCUGGGAUGAGCAACACAGAGAGAAUGAUGUUGAUUUCAUCUGCCAGCAGCAGUCACAGGGACCUCUGUGUCAUCAAGGACCAGCUGAGCAUGUCCUGCAUUGACCAAGUUGCUGGACACCUGAGGGGCCUCCUUGAAGAGGAAUGUCGCACCAUGGAGAGAAAGAUCUCCACUCUGCAGCACUGCCUGGAAGUGGAGCAUACUCAGGCUGGCCAGUCUUUCAAGACAGCUCUUGAGCCCACCCUGGCAGAGCUAAAGGAACAGAAGAAGGCCAUGGAACAGGAGCUGCAGGGCCCUUUGGGGCCUUCCUGUGUCUCCAGCAAACAGAGGCAACAGCCCUUGGGGUCCUCCUUUCAGGGCCUUAGAGCCUUUCAGUGUCUCCAAGGAGCCACUGGAACUUGGGCCAGGCCUCCUCAAGGCUACCUGCCUACACCUCCUUUGGAGAAGUGCCCUCAGCCUAGAGGCCAGGCCACUACCCGCUGGAGAAGGCAGCUUCGGUACAGCCCCAGGGAAGGUCUGGCUUCCAUGUCAGUGUCCACUGCUACACACCGAGCCUUGACCUGAUAUAGGCUUCUGCUUCUGCUUCU